AAUCCGCAUCAAAACAUGGGUCCAGUAUUCUCACCCCUCAAGAAUAUCAACUUAUUAUUAUACGAAGUGGUUUGAUACUCAUAAUCUCGUCCAACAGUUUGGGAAUUAGGGUUUCCCAUUUUCACCACGUUUGACAUCGCAAAAGCUGCUGCUAUGGUGCAACUUGCUAAUCUAGACACUUGUAAACCAAUCAAGGCGAUUUCCAGAAGCAGAGGGGGUGUGGUAAGAACCCGUGAGAUUCAACUUGGAAAGAAACUGUACCGUAUUAAGAAGUUCCGUGACGGAACAACCACCCUUCAAUGGAGGUUCUUAAGGGGCUUGAAGGCAAAUAAUAAAAGUGAAGCUGUAGACCCUUCUACCAGCAAGCCAGAUGCCAUUUUCAAUGACCAACCACCCCAGGUGAAUCCCAAAACUGAUGAAAAGACAAAAUUUUACUAUCACGGAAUUGGAAAGCUAGAGUUUCUUCUUUUGAACUAUCGCCGAGGCCUUCGGUCUAUGCUCAAAUUUUUAGAGAAGCAGGUGAAACUCAAAACUUAUAAAAAUAUUGAAGUACGUGAGAUUGAAUUUGGAAAGCCACAUUUUCGUGUUGAGAACUUCGGCGAAGCAACCACCAUCGAGCGUAUCUUGAAGGUUAAAAAUGAUGUAUAGCUCUUGAACAUCAUGCCUUGGAUCCUGUCAAAAAUUUCCCCAUAAAAUCAAAUUUUACCCCAUAUUUGGUCUUUGUUUUGUUCAGUUAAUCUUUUGGACCUUUUGCGCUUAAGUUGAAAAACAUACGACAAUUGUAAUUAUACUACUAUAUUGCUUUGUUAAAAAAUAUACCCGUCUCAAAUUUUAACUGUUAUG
Molecule: messenger RNA, 843 nt
Organism: Medicago truncatula (barrel medic)
Lineage: Eukaryota; Viridiplantae; Streptophyta; Magnoliopsida; Fabales; Fabaceae
Exons: 5
Coding region: 154-648 (164 amino acids)
Source: RefSeq, a predicted model, not a curated record